UGUGGAGAUGACAGGCGGCCACCCACACCAGCCUCUGUGUCUGCUCAGUGAGAGAGUCGAGGCGGUGAUGCGAGCUCCCCACUCUUUCCUUCUUGUACAAAAUUUCCUCUUCCUUCCCGUUCGUGGUUGUAUGUCGGCUCUAUAAUAACACAACUAACCACUACAUCUUUACACUCAGAUAAAAACACUUAUUGGUGGCCUCGCUACACGCGUAAAAGAGGAAUUUCCAAACGUUUCGGUUUUUUUUCUUCUAAUUGCUGCGUUUAAUCGAGCUCGUCGCGGGCAACCACGGAGCCACUAUUAAAACUUGGAGGGUGAAAUUACUCAACAUUCAUCGGGGCUGAUAAACAGUUUUGAUUUCUGUAGCGGAGAAUGAGUUAAUGAGAAGGAUGCAGGACUUUGCAGGUGUCCCUCAAGGCGUCAUGGAUCAAACUGGAGCAGGAGGAUCGAAUUUCCAGCAGAUGACUGGAAGCCUUGUCUGUGGUGAGUGAGGAUCAGCCCAUUUUCGAGCCGUCCUACACCGCAGCCCCGGCCAUGCACAUGAAGACAGAGAUGACGUCACCUGGCGGGUUCAGCCAGACCUCCAAACAGAGUCCCGAGCCCACAGAGCCGGAGUGGGUGGGGUCAGUGGCCCAAAACCAUGGGAAGAGAGGCGAACACGUCAAUGGGACCAGCCGGGAGUCCCCAGUAGACUGCAGCGUCACCAAACGCUCCAGACACAUGAGCAACGACGGGGCCUCGAUGCCAUACCAGGCCUCGUACGCGGAGCCUCGGGUUAGCCCCCAGACCGCCACCCCACCCAGCAACACCACGGAGGAGAAGAGGGUCAUCGUUCCAGCAGAUCCCGAGGUCUGGACCCAGGACCAUGUGCGGCAGUGGCUGGACUGGGCCAUCAAGGAGUACGUCCUGGAGGAGGUAGACGUCAUGCUCUUCCAAGCGAUGGACGGCAAGGCCCUGUGCAAGAUGACCAAAGACGACAUGAUGCGGCUCACGUCGGCCUACAACGCAGACAUCCUGCUCUCGCACCUCAAUUACCUCCGGCAGAGUAGCCCCACAUUCUCCUACUCCACAACUCCCACCAACAACACACCACCACCACCUCCACAGCCCAGACUACAGGUGAAAGCAGAAAGCGGUUUUGAUGAGAUCAGCCGCAGGAACAGCUGGACAGCAAACACCAUGACUGCUGCAGUACCUAAAGGUUCUUCCAUCGAGCACCAGCACAGCACAAGAGUUACGGAGCCGGCACCGAGAAUUGUGCAAGAUCCAUAUCAGACAUUGGGGCCCAUUAGCAGCCGACUGGCCAAUCCAGAAGGCCAAGCCCUCAGCUCAUCCAAGAACCGAACAGGCAAACAAAGUCCAUACAAGCUCCCUGACCCCAGCGCUCACAGGCCUGUGGGCUCGGGGCAGAUCCAGCUGUGGCAGUUCCUGCUGGAGCUCCUGUCUGACAGCAACAAUGCCGGCAUCAUCACCUGGGAAGGCACCAACGGCGAGUUCAAGAUGACCGACCCGGAUGAGGUGGCCAAGCGCUGGGGAGAACGCAAGAGCAAGCCCAACAUGAACUACGACAAGCUCAGUCGUGCUCUGCGCUACUAUUAUGACAAGAACAUCAUGACAAAGGUGCAUGGCAAGCGCUAUGCCUACAAAUUUGACUUCCAGGGAAUCUCGCAGGCACAUCAGAACCAUGCCGCAGAGGGCGGGAUCGUUAAGUACCAGACUGAGAUGUCUUAUGUCCAGCCCUACCACAGUCACCAGCCCAAAAUGAACUUCAUGGGUGGCCAUCCAGCACCUAUGCCCGUCUCCCCUGGAAACUUUUUCGGCCCUCCGACGACAUACUGGAACUCACCAAACAGCCCCAUCUAUCCUGGGUCAGCCAUGACCAGACACCCCACUCACUCCCACCUGAGCUCGUACUACUGAGGACGUCAGACUCAUCUGAACGGGACAACACAGGAGAGGAAUCCAAGUGUGCUCCAUCCUGGCGGCACCUGAGCUGAACCCCGUCUGAAAGGCGAUAUGACGCUAAGGUCCAUUUUGUAAAAGGCAUUAUGACUUUGUCUUUAAUACAUUCCUUCCCAAAGAAACAAAUGGGCAAAAAGACACGAGGGUUGCACUUGUCAAACAGUUUAUCAGUACACAUUGAGCACGCCAUUGGGUUCGCUUUGUAUACUCUGUUAUUCAGCGAAGAUUUUUUAACUUGUUUGUAAGUAAUUUGUUUAAUAGCACCUGCUAUAAAUACAAAAGCCAUAGCUGUGUGAGUAGCAUAACCUUUCCUUUCACUUUAAAGGUCACAACUAAAGGUAAUACAUUUGACCUGAUAUGAUUUUUUUUUUUUUGUAAAACAAAAAAUUGUACAGAAUGGUUUUCAUGUAACAAUAAACAUUUACACAUCAUUUAAAGCUAAACAUUAUGCUUCUGCCUUUUUGUUUUACCUCACAGUAAUUUAAGAAGUUCAAACUUAAAAGUUUAGAAAAUUCAGGGACAAUUUAAGAUGAAGAUGAUCAGUGUUUCAGUGUCGUUAUGAUUUGACCUCACACAAUGUGCCACCAUUAUUCCUAAUUUUAUGUUUGACUACCAGCUGGUACACAGACAUAAAAUCUACUACUCAAAAAACAAACUACUCAAUUUAGUCAAGUUACUUUAAAAAAAAACUGUUGCUGAACAACACAUUAAACAAGAAAAAGGAAAUGUUAUUAGGGCAAAAAAAAAAAAAAAAAAAAAAAUCUAAAAG
Messenger RNA from Melanotaenia boesemani (Boeseman's rainbowfish), 2731 nucleotides. RefSeq names its product Fli-1 proto-oncogene, ETS transcription factor-related sequence (gene fli1rs). The coding region runs from base 535 to 1920 and encodes 461 amino acids. NCBI's taxonomy places the organism in Eukaryota, Metazoa, Chordata, Actinopteri, Atheriniformes, Melanotaeniidae. The record is from RefSeq and is a predicted model, not a curated record. Gene Ontology annotation, molecular function: DNA-binding transcription factor activity, RNA polymerase II-specific; sequence-specific DNA binding. Gene Ontology annotation, biological process: cell differentiation; regulation of transcription by RNA polymerase II. The transcript is spliced from 10 exons. Gene Ontology annotation, cellular component: nucleus.